Trichomonas vaginalis G3 is the source of this 1542-nucleotide messenger RNA. RefSeq lists its product as uncharacterized. NCBI's taxonomy places the organism in Eukaryota, Parabasalia, Trichomonadida, Trichomonadidae. The record is from RefSeq and is a predicted model, not a curated record. The coding region runs from base 1 to 1542 and encodes 513 amino acids. The transcript has a single exon.
AUGUGCCAAGUCAAUGCAUCAGCAACGUUUUUAUUUCCUGACGAUUGCCCAAAACAAAACAAGAUAUGGGGAUCAAUUAUAUCAAUGUCACAAGAUAAGAAUCCUAAAUUAAUUGUACCAAAAUCAGAUAUUUGUCCAAAAUGCGGAGCUUUCAAAACUCCUCAAACAGGAUGCUGCCCAAUAUGCGAUCCUGCAAAAUUUUAUGAUAAAGAUACUACAUUAUAUUCUUUAGAUUACAAAAUUAAAAUCGAUAAUGAAAUUCAUGAACACCUUAUCUGCUUAGUCAUAGAUCUUUCAAUGCCAGACAGACUGCUUCAAGACUUAAUUUCAGCUAUUUCUUCUCAAUUUGGAUAUUUUGCUUUAGAAAAUGUCAAAUUCAUGCUUAUUUUCUUAUGCCAAUGUCCUUUAUAUAUUCACAAACGCAAUAAUACAUUACAUGUCGGAUAUGAACAGAUUUUUUAUCAAGAUUCAAAAUAUAUUUUUGAAAUUAAUGAAUUUAUUGAAAUAUUACUCGAUAUUUAUCCAAUAAUACAAACAUGUAGCCGAUUGCCAAUGAGUUCGCAGUCAUUUCAUGGUUUUUUGGACCAAAUUAAAUCAGAAAAUAUCACAUCUUUACUUUUAUUCCAUAAUUUUCCAUUAAUUCCUUAUCCACCAACUCCAUUUAAAGUACAUAGUAUUUUUGUUGCAUCAAAUACUCCAGUUCCUACGAAUAUGAUCCAAAUUUCUUUGGAAAAUAAUUUGACAUGGAAUUCCGGCUCAAUUAUUCACAAAUCUCUCAUUGAUUAUAUCAAAAUGUGCAUGAUGGAGCCGUUCGGACCAUUAGACAUCAAGAUAUUCGUUUCCGAAGGUUUAGAAAUUGAAUGGCUUUGUAAUGAAGAAAAUGAAAAAAAUUACCAAGCGAAAAAACUCAAUUUUACGAUCAAAAACAGCUGCAAGGAUACAUCAUACGCAUUGACAUUGAAUGAAGGAAGCAAGUACAGCCAUAAGAAGAUAUUUACAAUGCAAAUUGCCACAAAAUCCGAAAAUGGAAUUUAUAUAACAAAUCGAGUUUGGCAGAAAGCAGAAACGAUGGAAGAAUGGGUUACAUCAUUGAAUCCUAUUGUCAUAUCAUCUAUUUUUGCUCGCCAAGUUGCAGCUCAUCGAGUUUUUUACGCGAAAAAAGGAAUUUUCCAGAAAACUAUCACAUGGAAGAUCUCUUUGUUCGAGAAUCUCAAGGGAACAACAAUACUCCUCAAAAGAGCUAUAUCUAGCAUUUCAAAAUUGCUCUCAAACGAACCUCCGAUUUUACCUCCAGAUUUACUUUCUUUAAUCCAUUUUAAUUUGAUCACAAAAGGAUAUGCGUAUAACGCUGACCUUGUCAAUGCAGUAGUUAGUUGCGAUGCUGAUUAUUUAAUUCCAAUUCCACCAUUAUUAAUAUAUUCCAACAAGAGUCCGACAUUUACUGAUGAAGAUUUAGUUGCAUAUGAAUGGUGCGUGACGCCAAUACCUGUUUUAGUUGAUAAAUCUAUUUUUGAUAGAAUUCGAAAUUCAGUUUUGGAAUAA